This is a messenger RNA of Cucumis melo (muskmelon), 1880 nucleotides long. RefSeq lists its product as uncharacterized. Gene Ontology annotation, cellular component: nucleus. The record is from RefSeq and is a predicted model, not a curated record. NCBI's taxonomy places the organism in Eukaryota, Viridiplantae, Streptophyta, Magnoliopsida, Cucurbitales, Cucurbitaceae. The transcript has 8 exons. The coding region runs from base 1 to 1512 and encodes 503 amino acids. Gene Ontology annotation, biological process: phosphorelay signal transduction system; regulation of DNA-templated transcription. Gene Ontology annotation, molecular function: DNA binding; DNA-binding transcription factor activity.
AUGGAUUGUCAGCAACAAGUUGAAGCUUCCAAUAACACUAUUGCAAUUCCUCCUGAUCUCACCAUUCAUGUCAUGGUUGUUGAUGAUGAUGCUACUUCUCUUGCUGUCCUCUCAAACUUGCUCAAAACUUUGAACUAUCAAGUUUCAGUUGCUUCAUUUGACGACCCGAUUCGAGCUUUGUCCACGCUUCGAGCAGGAAAACAAUCUUUUGAUCUCAUUGUGACAGCUCUCCAUAUGUCAAAGAUGGAUGGUUUUGAGUUAACCAAGAGAGUAAAUGAUGAAUUCAAGCUUCCUGUGAUUAAGACAAUUAUAAGCACCAAUGGCGAAGGCGAGCUUCACGCAUUUGAAACGCACUCGGUUUCGGGCUCAAAUGAAGUAAUAUUAGAAAGGAAGAAGAAGAAGAAGAAGAGUUCAAAAGAAAAGGAUCGAGAGAAAUCAAAUGGUAAAAAGGAAGUGAAGUCUACUAAAAAAAAACCAAAGGUGGUUUGGACAGAUUUCCUUCAAUAUAGAUUCUUGCAAGCUGUUCAUUACAUUGGUUUGGACAGAGCUGUUCCAAAGAAAAUCCUUGAAGUCAUGAAUGUGCCUGGUUUGACUAGGGAAAAUGUUGCUAGCCAUUUGCAGAAAUAUAGAAUCUUCCUUAGAAAAGUUUCAGAAAGAUGCAUGAUUACACCAAACAAGACAACUGAAGAUAUCCUAUGGUCAAAAUUCCUCUCCCAACAUGCUUCAUUCAUUAUACAAAAAAUCCAACAAAAAAGAAACUCCCAGCUCAAUCCUUCUCAAAACCCUAAUAUCCUUCCUUUCCCCAUCCCUCAAACUUGUUCAUUAAACCCUAUCAAUGGCGACCAUCGGUCCAAGCGUAAACCGUCGAGUUUCGAGGCGUACCACUUGCCCUACUACGGUCUAGGGCACCCGACAAGUUUCAUGACGAACUUCACCGGUUGUCCAUUGCCAAUAAUGAACCAAAGCUACAAUAUUCCUCAAGCUUUUAACUACAGUGGUGUUCAGUUCCCAAAUUUGGAUCACCUUGAGGAUUCUUCUUAUUUAGGUUGUUCAAGCUUCUGUGGCUAUAACAGCUACGACAGGUUCUCGGUUGGCUUUGGCGGGGGAGUUCCGAUGGCUCAGAUGGGGAUUCCUUCAAAUGGAUUUGAUGGAAAUGGUGAGUUUGGUCAAUAUGGUAUUGGGUUUGGUGGGAAUCAUAGCAGUUACAAUUGGGGGUUGAUGUGUAAUAAUAAUAAUGUUGUCAACUUUGGUGGGGAUCAUUGUCAAAUCACAACGAGGCAUUCAAGUCAUCCUCUCGGUAAUUAUAAGAACCCUGUUGAUAAUUCAAUAUUCCAUAAACAACAACCUAAUGGAGGUUUCAUGAAAGACCAAAGCCAGCAGUACUUGUGCAACAUCGUGUCCACAGCAGCUGAAGAAACUCCAACAACUGAUCCUUUCUCCAUUGAUGAACAGCAGGUUUUGGAUGAAUUCAUGGCAUCGUUGCUAAGAAAUGAUAGCCCUGCACAAGGCUAAACCAAGGAGAGUGGACGAUCUAAAUCCUUGCAUAGACUAAAGAGAAGUAAUUAAAAAGGACACAAGUUGUGUUUGUGAACCUUUUGUUGUCAAAGACUUGUAUUUUUAUUAUAUGUAAGGUCUAAAAAAUUGAAGUCUUUGUUCAUAUAUGAACUUUUAAUAAUGGUAUAUAUAUAUUAUGAUAAGGUUCUAAAAUGGACCCUUUCUUCGUAUCGAGAAUGUGGUGAAGAUACUUAGAAUGUGCUGACUUAGUUAAACUUUCAUGCAAGCAAUUAAAGUUAAUGCAGCCAAUUAACGUACUCUUUUUGUAAUUACCCUAUGCAAGCAUGAAGCUAAGCUGCAUACUCCUUUUGUUCAAUUAAGUUAGA